This is a messenger RNA of Ixodes scapularis (black-legged tick), 1763 nucleotides long. RefSeq names its product mitochondrial mRNA pseudouridine synthase Trub2. Gene Ontology annotation, biological process: pseudouridine synthesis; RNA processing. Lineage: Eukaryota; Metazoa; Arthropoda; Arachnida; Ixodida; Ixodidae. Bases 316 to 1347 code for a protein of 343 amino acids. The record is from RefSeq and is a predicted model, not a curated record. The transcript has 7 exons. Gene Ontology annotation, molecular function: RNA binding; pseudouridine synthase activity.
AUUCAUUUGUCAACUCUGGCAAAACUCUGGCGACGCUGGCUAGAUGACGCAAGCCGCCGCCUAAUUUUAAUAAUUUUUGUGUUUAUUUUUUAUAAAAUAUUUAAUUUGCGUUACUCUACACGUCUAGGCAUUUAACCCAUUUAACAUGGCUGCGCCCUGGGAAGCGCGGAAAAGAGCGUGUUGUGCGUGUUGGUUGCUUGCGGCAGGCUCAUGCAGUCUGCGUUUAUAAAUUGAUUGAGUGUUUGUUUCAUCGACUCUGUUGCGUCGUGGAAAGGAGCGUGAAAAACGACUUGCACAGUGUUUCUUUCAGGAAAGAUGGCGUUACAAACCGUGACCUACGCACCAAGAGCGUUCGAGCUUCUCAGGGGUUUCUUCUGCAUUUACAAACCUGCGAACCUGAGUAUUCACAAUGUUCGGAAAAUUAUCAUCGGAAAUUUGUGUCGAGAUCUGAACGAGAUGGAGGUUAGACCACCGACAGACUUCGUCAAGAUAGUGGGAUCUUUGGCGAGUGGCAAAGAGCUGACCAUCACGACAGUUCCAAACUUGGCUGACCAUCCCCUUGUUGUGGGACAGAGGUACCAAGCAAAGGACAUCAAAUUAACAUGGGUCCAUGAUAUUGGGAGGUAUCCAUCUGGUGUAGUGGUGAUGGGAGUCAAUGCGAGCCAUAAAAAGCUGCUCAAGCUUCGACAUUCGAAUCAGCUGCGCACUUACGAGUUGCGCGGCGAGUUCGGAAAGGCUUCGGACACCCUCACUCCCGACUCCAAAAUCGUAGAGCAAGCCACCUACGGGCACAUAACCAUAGCCAAGAUGGAAAGACUUCUCUCCUCUAUCCAGGCAACGCACCAAGUCCAGGCUUUCAAGUACUCCGGAGUGCACAUGGACACCCAAGAGGCCUACGAGUUGGCCGCCGCCGGUACCGUGCGCCCAGCCGACAAAUCGCCCACGCUCAUCUACAACAUUCGCUGUACGGAGUUCGACCUGCCUUAUUUCACCCUAGAGGUCAGCUGCCUGAACGAGGACGCGUCGUACCUGCUUCAGCUCGUGCACGACAUAGGCCUGCGGCUGCGGUCAUGCGCCCUGUGUCACCGCGUGCGGCAAGUACGGUAUGGCCAGUUCGGACUGGACCACGCCCUGCUCAGGAAGCACUGGAGCCUCGAGCACAUCCUCAACAACAUCAACCACUGCCGGCACCUGGUCACCUGGGAACAGCUCGAGCCCUCGUCCCCGCACCUGGUCGACGUGGACGUGUCGUUCGGCUCUCCCGCGAGGACUUUUGGGGGCACGCGAGAUGUGGCGCAUUCGUCGGACUGCGUGAUUCAGACAAUGAAAUGCGGAGCGCUCGAGUAAUGCCUCCGUCUUGCAGGCCGACACUAGUCGCACGCGACAGGUAAAAAGUGAGUGCCAAGUUCGACUGCCACAACAAGCUACGUUUACCCAGACUCUGCAUGGCAACAUGUAAACCCUCGAAUGUGUGUGGACGUCCCUGGGGCACUUGUGUGGCAGGUGGGAGAAGAGUCGAAGCUAGUGCGUUUGUAAGUCGCAACUAGCGCUCUACCACCCAAAUGGUAGCAGAAUGCUGCUGCGGGCGCCGGCGGGAUGAGGACGUCGGGGAGGAGCUUCAGUGGCCCCACCUCCAGCGCGAGCUUCCAACUUUUGACAAUGCUCUGGCAUCUUGCAAGGCUCAAGCGUUCCAAAGAGACACCCCGCCGCCCUCACCUCGUCGGCGACUAUAACCGCGCAAAUAAAAGUGUCCUUUCAGUUAA